Varanus komodoensis (Komodo dragon) is the source of this 2663-nucleotide messenger RNA. Its product is annotated as relaxin receptor 1-like. Bases 755 to 2362 code for a protein of 535 amino acids. Gene Ontology annotation, molecular function: protein binding; G protein-coupled receptor activity; protein-hormone receptor activity. Gene Ontology annotation, cellular component: membrane. Gene Ontology annotation, biological process: G protein-coupled receptor signaling pathway. NCBI's taxonomy places the organism in Eukaryota, Metazoa, Chordata, Lepidosauria, Squamata, Varanidae. The record is from RefSeq and is a predicted model, not a curated record. The transcript is spliced from 10 exons.
AAUACCGGUAAGCAGGUUACCCACUGCCAUGUACUUAUGAAGGUGAUUAAUAAUCAUCCUUCUUCUCAAUGAUUUACCAGCCUAAAAAGGGAAGCCUUAAUUCACAGAAUAGCCCCAUUUCCACAGCUGAGAAACAUCUUCGCCGAACUUAAAUUCCAGGAGAUGUCAACUGGUUAUUUGGAAAGCAUGACCUACCCCAUCCCUGCAAGGCAUAGAUUAGCAGAAUUUAUUGUUGUAACCCUCAGGUCAUAAUAAGAUCUACAGUGCACACAAAAUACAACAAAGCCAUAAAUACUGAAUACCUAAAACCAUUAUACCCCUGAUAAGUAAGCAAAGCGCAGACUCAAAUGAGAUUUGGGCAAAGCUGUGCACUAGUCAAUAAAAUGUGCUUUCUAAUUUUCAAAGAUGACAUGGUAAAAAUGGCCACGUGAUGACUGACAUCUGCCAGCAGAUGCAUUCCACUCCUGGACCAAAAAGCUCUCCAUAAUCAGCCCAACCUCCUCCCUAAUUGGAUCAUCAAAAAAGCCAGAAAGGGUGUCAUCUUCUAGGCCCUUCACGUGUCACUGGCCUCAAGGACACAAGUGCCGUUCAGCAGGAACUUUGGGAACUUCCCCCUCAAGAGAAACGGAUGGCAUGGUUUAAGCAUCUUGAGUUGUCAGUGCCUUCCUCGCUGGUGUGCUGGUGAGGACUUCUGAGCUCUCGUGGAACAACAGAACAAUGGACUGGAGUGUCCUUUUUGAGUUGCAUUCACAUUAUGUUUAAUUUAGCAAAAACUGACAAUGUGGGUGUACUGGAUGCCACAAAGCCCUUUCUGUGUGGAAAAGAGAACAGUGGGAUAACACAGCAAGCCGCUGAUGGCCUUCCUUUGUGCUUCCAUCCUAGGGACCUUCACAACAAUGCCCUGCGAGGCAUGCCUAAUGAGCCCGUUUGCACGGAGAUGCCACAACUGAACUGGCUGGAUCUAGAAGCAAACCAGUUCCAAACUCUGCGGCGUUCGGACUUCCAGGGAUGCAACCGCAUCACAGUUCUUGUUCUGAACAAGAAUAAGAUUGAAUGGAUCCAGGAAGGGACUUUCUCCAACCUGAACAGGCUGGUGGAACUUGACCUGUCCUCCAACAGACUAAAGGAGCUCCCGCCAUCGUGCUUCAGUGGCCUGCAUGAACUCCAGCAGCUAAUUAUUUCAAAUAACCCUCUGCGCCAGGUCUAUCCAGAUGAAUUCGACAAUGUACCCCAUCUGCGUUCUCUGAGCUUGGAAGGUCUGGAGAUACCAAACAUCCACAACCGCAUGUUUGAGAGACUGACUAAUCUGUCACACAUUUACUUCAAGAAGUUCCAGUACUGCAGCUUCGCACCUCACGUCCGCAGCUGCAAGCCCAACACGGAUGGGAUUUCCUCCUUCGAGAACCUCCUGGCCAGCGUCAUCCUGCGGGUCUUUGUGUGGGUCGUGGCCUUCGUCACUUGCUUCGGGAAUCUCUUUGUCAUCUUCACAAGGUCCUUUGUUGUCCCUGAGAGCAGCACGCACACGAUGGCCAUCAAGUCCCUCUGCUGUGCGGACUGCCUGAUGGGCGUCUAUCUUUUCUGCCUUGGCGCGUUUGACCUCCAGUUCGCGGGAGAAUACAACAAGCACGCCCAAGCCUGGAAGGCUAGCAUGGCCUGCCAGAUGGUGGGCAGCCUGGCCAUGCUCUCUUCCGAGGUCUCUGUCCUCCUGCUGACCUACAUGACCCUGGAGAAGUGCCUGUGCAUCGUCUUCCCGUUCAGCCACUUUGGGGCGAGCAAGCGGCAGACGCUGCUGGCGCUGACUUUCAUCUGGCUCCUGGGCUUCUCGCUGACGAUGGUGCCUUUCUCGUGCGAGGGAUCCUUCGGGAAGUAUUACGGCAGGAACGGAGUGUGCUUCCCGCUCCAGUCUGAUGAGACCGAGAGUCAGAGUGCCCAGGGCUACUCCACAGGGAUAUUCUUGGGCCUGAACCUCCUUGCCUUCAUUGCCAUAGUGUUUGCCUACGCUAGUAUGCUCCACUCCAUCCACACCACGGCGGCCCGGACAGCCGAGUGCAGCGUGCUCUCCAUGGAGGUGGCCGUUGCCAAAAGAUUCUUCUUCAUUGUCUUCACCAAUGCCCUCUGUUGGGUCCCCCUCUUCCUCCUGAAGCUCCUCUCGUUGCUCAAGGUGGACAUUCCGGGCCACGUGACGUCCUGGGUGGUGAUCUUCAUCCUGCCCAUCAACAGCACGCUGAACCCCAUCCUCUACACCAUCACCACGACCUCCUUCCAGCAGAAGCUCAGGCAGUGCCUUCAGGGCAGGGCAGCUCUUCCAGGGACACCCGGGAAAGGCGUCGUCUUGCUCUCGGUGCAGAGCAGCAGCGUCUGACAUGCAGUGGCAGGGCACUCAGGGUCCGUGCAUGUGCCCAGCCAAGGGGCAGCCGCCCCUUUCUCCACUUCCAUGGUGACUAUAAGCACUGGCUAUAAGCGAAGGGGUAAUGUCCCUGCUCUCGCACACCCCUCUUUGCAUUCCAGGAUUCCAGGAGGCUUCCUUGAUUUCAGCAAAAAAACCGAGACUUGAGUACAGUCAGAUCAGAAUUUAAGACUGGAUUCUAGUAGGCAGUGCAAAGAAGAUGAACGUUUUAGUUUUCAAGUUGUUGAUGAAGGUAUUCACAUCUUCUAAGCAAAAA